Molecule: messenger RNA, 1333 nt
Organism: Trachemys scripta elegans
Lineage: Eukaryota; Metazoa; Chordata; Testudines; Emydidae
Product: serine protease 27-like
Exons: 5
Coding region: 167-1072 (301 amino acids)
Biological process (GO): proteolysis
Molecular function (GO): serine-type endopeptidase activity
Source: RefSeq, a predicted model, not a curated record
AGGCUCCUAUAAAAAGGAGCUGUUGGACAAAGCAGAGCUGUUUCUCACUCGAGCCUGAGCACAAGGAUGGUGCUCCUGGCUGGCUGCAGGGCUGGACAGAGCCGUGCUGGCUGGAGCCAGGCUGCAAGGAAGGUACUGGGGCUAAGAAGGGAAGUGGGCCAGGGAAAUGCAGCAGCAAAUAGUUAAAGUCUCUGGCAAGCAGUUGGUCUCAGGGCGCAUCUUCAGUGGUCAAGAUGCCAAGGACGGGGCCUGGCCCUGGCAGGUCAGCGUGCAGAGAAAUGGCUUCCACCUCUGCGGCGGCUCGCUCAUCUCCGAGAGCUGGGUGGUGUCAGGAGCUCAUUGCUUCAAUCCGUCUGUAGCUAGUUCAUCGUAUCGGGUGCAGCUGGGGGAAAAUCGGAUUUUUGGUCAGAACCGCAUCCACUCGUUCUCAUUGGUGAAGCAGAUCAUCCUCCAUCCCAGUUAUGACAAUGUCACUCUUGAGGCUGACAUCGCCCUGGUGGAGCUGAAGAAUCCGAUUGCAUUCACGGCCACCAUCAGCCCCGUGGGUCUCCUUGAUGCCUCCGUCCGUGUGCCUGCUGGGGAGACCUGCUGGGUGACUGGUUGGGGGAACACUUCCCCACAAAUGAAUUCUUCCCUAGCGGAGACGCUGCAGGAGCUGGAGGUGCUCACCGUAGACUCUACACUCUGCAAUGAUCACUUCCGGGAAGCAUUACAACAGCCUGAGGGCGACAACCCCAUCAAAGCUGACAUGAUAUGCGCCGGGUCAAAAGAAGGCUAUAAAGGCUUUGCUUGGGGUGAUGGCGGGGGACCCCUGGUGUGUAAGAAGGACAGGACCUGGUACCUUGCUGGGAUUGCGAGCUGGUUCCUGACGACGACAGUGAAUGGGGUAACCAGAGUUGUCCCUGGUUAUCCUGGGGUCUACAACCGCCUGAAUUCCCACAACGAUUGGAUCAAGGCGAACGUGCCUGGUGUGACUUUCAUUCCAAACAGUGCUCCUCCAACAGGGACCGAUCCCUCUGCCACCAUCCUCAGGGUCCUUCUCCUCACCAUGUUUCUGCAGCUGACCCUGUGAUCCCCCCUUCCUAGAUUGGGUCCCCAUCCCACACCAGCCCUUCCUCGCCCUUGGUGCAGAUAGACCAUGUCAUCUGUGACACUAGACCCAGUAAUCACACCCUACACACUAUUGUAACAAUGUUUGUGCAAAAUACUCCUUGUGAGGUAUCAUUUGAAAACUAAAAAUUCUCUGCUCUUUCAUAUCCUUGUGUGAUGUAUGUACGCAAGUAGUAUUAAUGGUCACUAAAAUGUGUUCAAACCAGGUGUAGCAGGGGUUAUU